GCUCUUCUUCGUCCUCCCUAAAACCCUGAUCAGCUAGUUACUGAAACCACCGACCGAGUCAACUCACUCCGCCACCUUACUCACUCAGUUAUCAGUUCAAACAAUAACAUGCGAAUCCUUUCAAAUGCUCGCAGACUCGGUAGGGUUCUAAAGCCCCCUGCAAUCCUCCUCGAUUCGCACCAUCCAUUGCUCUCCUCUUACUCCUCUCUUCAGGGUCAACACCGCCGCUAUGCCUCCUCAGUUGAUUUUACAGGGAUGUGUCAAGGAGGUUACUUGGAUAUGCCACAACAUCCAAUUUCUUUGAUGAUGUCUAGGAAAUCUUUCUCGUCGGGAGCUGGAACUAUCACUGGCAAUCCAACAGAGGGUGUGAAGGAAGUCUAUGAUAAAAUGCUUGAAUCUGUGAAUGUUAAACGCACAAUGCCCCCAAAUGCUUGGCUAUGGUCAUUGCUUGAGAGCUGUAAAAACCAUGAGGAUAUUGAGCUUUUGUUUGAUAUUUUGAAGAACCUCCGACGAUUUCGACUGUCAAAUCUUCGCAUUCAUGAGAAUUUUAAUUGUAAUCUUUGUCGGGAAGUGACAAAGACAUGUGUUCAUGUAGGGGCUCUUGAUUUUGGAAAGAAAGCCUUGUGGAAGCACAAUGUGUAUGGACUUACUCCAACUGUUGGAUCUGCCCACCAUUUAUUGUCAUAUGCUAAAGAUCACAAUGAUGUUAAUCUCAUGGUGGAGGUAGUGGAUCUUUUGAAAAAGAAUAACUUACCACUACAACCAGGGACAGCAGAUAUUGUUUUCAGAAUUUGUUAUGAGACGGACAAUUGGGAGUUGAUCUCUAAGUAUGCAAAAAGGUUUGUUAUGGCUGGAGCAAAAUUGCGAAAAACUUCCUUUGACACAUGGAUGAAAUUUGCAGCCAAAAGAGGGGACACUGAGUCACUAUGGAGAAUAGAGAAAUUGAGAUCUGAGACAGUGAAGCAGCACAGCGUUUCUAGUGGCUUUUCAUGUGCUAAAGGUUUUCUCCUAGAACGAAAGCCUCAGGAUGCUGCAGGUAUCAUUCAAUUAGUUGAUCAGACUUUACCCGAUUCAAAAAAGUCAGGUAUCAUGGAUGAACUUGAGAAACUGGUAAAUGAAUGGCCUUUUGAAGUUAUUAAGCAUCAAAGCGACGAGGAUAGGAAGGCAUUGGCUGCUUCUUUAAAAUCUGAUAUUCCUGCCAUGGUUGGUCUAUUGAGCUCUGGUUCAACAGUGAGAGUAAAUCUGGAAGAUCUUGACAAAAAUGAAAUUCCAUGUUGAGGCAAUGGAGAUCGGACUACAUUCUGAAGCGCUGCAGGAACUUGUUAUCACAGAACUGAGCUGCUAGUGCAUUGACGAUUCAGAAACUGUUACCAGGAGAUAAUGUUCUUCAAUUACUCAAUUCUUACAAGAGACUUCUAAACUCGUCACUGGCAUCACCAGUUUAGAACAAAAUUUUUGCCAAUUAUUCGUUUUGGAUGCAAUUCAGUCUUGAUAAAACUCAUAAUUUUAC
Molecule: messenger RNA, 1510 nt
Organism: Rubroshorea leprosula
Lineage: Eukaryota; Viridiplantae; Streptophyta; Magnoliopsida; Malvales; Dipterocarpaceae
Source: the annotation of a GenBank genome assembly